UCUGCAUCUCUCCAUCAUUCUGCACGCCUGUGGAUGCUGAAGGCGAAGACGCGGACGUGUAUCAUUUAUAGACGCAUGGGAUAGAGGGAGUGGGUGUUUUCUCAGGGUCAUUUCUGUAAAGAUGUGACGCGAGCUGCAUGACGUUCAGUUGGCAACACCGUUAAGUUUCGUGGCAAGUGCCUUUCACGGAGGGGGAACCGAAGGAAUGAGAUAAUUCGCUGUUUUAUAUGUAGGAGAAUUAAAAGUGAGGGUUGUCAUGUCGUGCAGGAGAAACUGGGGUGUUUAUUAGGGUUUGGUGCUUGCACUUGUCUGGGAUGGGUAUUAAAACGUUGCGAGCAUCGGCUUGGUGGAUCAGAAAGUGAUCGACAAACUUCACGUCAAACCAGUUUGGGUGAGAGGAUAUGACUUGUGGAUGUCUUUUAUGACUUAUGAACCUGAAGUUCAGGUGGAUUAUCUGUGGGGGGGUUUGUUGUUGAAAUUUUUGAAUGAGACAAUGAGGGGCGCGAGGAGAAGUUUCACGACGUUGGUCUUGGAGAGUUGCAAACGCAAGUUGAGCGCAGAUGAUGUCGAAACGGAUUUUAAUCUAACACUUGCAGACUGGCAAAGAGAGAACAUGCCGAACGGUUUCGAUGCAAUAAACAGGCUUUUGGUUUUAAAGGAAUGAGUAAAUAGCGCACUGCUGUUCAACUGUGGAAAUACGUGGAGAUGCGCAAUAUCGGUGGACUGUGAUUCAACGAUGCGCCCGGACUACACGUGCAUUAGCGCAGAAUGUGAUUGGAGUGGAUUUUUAAAAAGUUGUGUCUCUGCAGAAACGACAUGAAGUUAUUUAUAUCACAGUUAGAAAUAUACAAUAAUCCUCUGGUAUAUCAGGGUAAUGGAGAUGGACAACACAUGUGUUUCUGCUACUUUUACUUACAGCUUUAGAAUCAGAAACAUUGGCAUACAGCAUCAAAGUCUUUGCGUUUGAAAUGCAAAGAAUGGCACACAAAUACUUCUACACAAAAGCGAAAAAUGCGCCGAGCUGACUUGAUUUAUAUGAUAAGAGUUGAGAAUCACUGAAGCUCCGGAUGACUGACGCGUCAACAGGUGACCAAGAUUCAGAAUGCCAGUACUGGUAUGAGAGCUGAUCCUCUGCGCUGGUCCAGUGGGUUUAGUGUCAACCCUCCUCGCAUCCUUCUUCUCCUGUCCCGCUUCUCGCCGCCCACAUGCAGGCAAAGAAGCGAUACCUUCUGGUAUCCAUGGGGGCCUGUACCCUGCUACUAGCUUACCUGUGGGGCAUCCAGAUGGGUGAGUUCCAGAACCAGGAGAGUGCCGAGCUUUACAGGGUCUCCCACGUUCCUGGGAUCCAACCCCGGACACCUCACUGGCCGGAAUCGGUGGAGCCUCCCCGGCAGACGUACCUGGGCGAGGCCGAGCAGGAGGAGGACGGGCCCCUGCUCCUUCAUCAGCACACGUCUCCACGUGAGAGGCGAGAAAUCCAGAAGAACAUCUACAAAAGCCGACGCUGUCGCAUGGAGACCUGCUUUGACUUCCGGCGCUGCGAGCGGGGCUUUAAAAUCUACGUCUACCCCCCGCAGAAAAGCGAAGCGCCCUCGGAAAGCUACCAGAAGAUUCUGGCGGCCAUCGAGGAGUCGCGCUUCUACACGACAGACCCUAAUGAGGCAUGCCUGUUUGUGCUGAGCAUAGACACUUUAGACAGGGACCAGCUGUCCUCUCAGUACGUCCAGAACGUCCGAGCCAGGAUUCAAAGCCUCGCUCUGUGGUACGAGGGGAGGAACCAUCUCAUUUUUAACCUGUACUCCGGAACGUGGCCCGAUUACACGGAGGAGCUGGGCUUUGAUAUCGGCCAAGCCAUGUUGGCCAAGGCCAGCGCGGACACGGACAACUUCAGGCCGCACUUUGACGUGUCCCUCCCUCUGUUCUCCAAAGACCAUCCUCAGAAAGGAGGAGAUAAAGGUUAUCUGACGCUUAAUAAUGUCCCUCCCUUACGGAAAUACUUGCUGGUCUUCAAAGGGAAGAGGUAUCUGACCGGUAUAGGUUCUGAAACCAGAAAUGCUUUGUAUCAUAUACAUAACAGGGAUGAUAUCGUUUUAUCGACUACCUGCAAACACGGAAAAGACUGGGAGAAGCAUAAGGAUGCAAGGUGCGACCGAGACAAUGAGGAAUACACAAAGUUUGAUUAUCAGGAGCUGCUUCACAACUCCAGUUUUUGUCUUGUUCCUCGGGGCAGGCGGCUCGGCUCCUUCCGCUUUCUAGAGGCCUUGCAGGCGGCCUGUAUCCCUGUGCUGUUGAGUAACGGAUGGGAGCUGCCGUUCUCAGAGGUCAUUGACUGGAGUAAAGCGGCCAUCAUCGGAGAUGAAAGAUUACUGCUGCAGGUUCCAUCUAUCACCAGGUCUGUAGGUCAUGACAGAAUCUUGGCCCUGCGGCAGCAGACCCAGUUCCUAUGGGAUGCCUACUUCUCCUCUGUCACAAAGAUAGUCUUGACCACACUAGAGAUUAUUCACGACAGAAUCCGAAUGCACAUGUCCAGAAGCAGACCGAUGUGGAACUCUGUUCCCGGAGGGCUCUACGCACUUCCAGAGUUCUCCAGCGACCCCACCCUCUUCCCGUUUUACUAUUCGCCACUCGGUAAGAGUCCAUCUCAGGAUUUUACAGCCGUCAUUCAAGCGGUCACUCCCCUACAGUACCAACAGCAGCCCAUUUUCAAACUCAUCCAUGCCGUCGCCAAGUCCAAGUUCUGCACACAGAUUUUAGUGCUGUGGAACUGUGAGAAGCCUCCGCCACCCAGAAACAAGUGGCCCUCCAUCUCAACACCCUUCACUAUCAUUGAGGGCAAGAAAAAGACGAUGAGUGGCCGAUUUUUUCCUCAUAAUGCCAUCAAAACUGAUGCAGUACUCAGUCUGGACGAGGACUCGGUAUUGUCCACCAAUGAGGUGGAUUUCGCCUUCAUCGUUUGGCAGAAUUUUCCGGAUCGGAUCGUAGGCUACCCAGCACGCAGCCAUUACUGGGACAGCGGGAAGGGGAGGUGGGGUUAUACCUCUAAAUGGACCAAUGAGUACUCAAUGGUGCUGACAGGAGCUGCGUUCUACCACAGGUAUUAUCAUCAUCUGUACACAUACUACCUGCCAAUGUCCCUGCUCUCGAUGGUGGACCAGUUGGCCAACUGCGAGGACGUCCUCAUGAAUUUCCUCGUCUCCGCGGUAACCAAACUCCCGCCAAUCAAAGUCACACAGAAGAAACAAUACAAGGAGACCAUGAUGCAGCAGGGCUCUAAGGCGUCUCGAUGGGCUGACCCAGACCACUUUGCACAGCGUCAGUCCUGCAUGAACUCUUUCACAAGUUGGUUUGGCUUCAUGCCUCUCAUCCACUCUCAGUUGCGUUUGGAUCCCGUGCUCUUCAAAGACCAGGUCUCCAUCCUACGCAAAAAAUACAGAGACAUCGAGAGGCUGUGAGGAGCUUCAUGAGUUUUCCGUCCUGACAUAGUUGAUUUGCCUGGACUUGUUAACAGAUACAAUAUAUUCUGUCUACGAAAUAUGCAACACUUGAUGGUUUUAUCUUCAGAUAAAAGUUUGGACGUCGCUCCGCUUUGGAUUGUGUCUUUGCAGCGACCGGAUUGGCUCUGUUGGUGUUGUCAUGUGACUUAUGUUGGUGAUGUCAUCUGUGAGGGGGCGUGAAGCGGAAGUUAAAGAGACGUGUGAAUGGAUAAAAAACAAGGGUCGCCUAUGCCUGCAAUAUGUAUUUCAUUUUCAUUUUUCUUUUUUAAAGAAAUUAUGUUUUUUUAAAGAAGUGAAAAAAUAAAACCUAUGAAUGCAAAGUGGGUGUGCACCCUCAA
Molecule: messenger RNA, 3832 nt
Organism: Triplophysa dalaica
Lineage: Eukaryota; Metazoa; Chordata; Actinopteri; Cypriniformes; Nemacheilidae
Product: exostosin-1
Exons: 12
Coding region: 1206-3452 (748 amino acids)
Cellular component (GO): membrane
Molecular function (GO): glycosyltransferase activity
Source: RefSeq, a predicted model, not a curated record